AAGGCGGCCGAGCAGUUGCGACGCGACUACCAAAUGAAUCGGACGCGAUAGCGCUUCAGCGGAAGUCGAGAACUGAGAUGUUUACCCAAGAACUGUAUAUACCAAGUGCUUGAAAGCCGUUAGCAAGUGGUUCAUUUCAAUAUUCGUUUGAAGUCGGUUCGAAUUGAGGUAUUCGUUGGAUUUCGGAAUUUCGCGUGGGUUCGAAACUAAAAGUUCACUUUCCGUGCCACAAAGAAGGACUUUAAAAUAUCGAAUUCUGCUGCGGGAUCUCUGUUGUUCUCGCUUCUUGCAUCUUCUGAUCCUUUUCUCCACUCAGAGGAUGCCCGCUCGGUCUCGGAAUCCUCGUCGCCAGCCAAGCCAAGCGGGAGCUCAAACUGAAAUCCAUUUCCAAACUUUCGCUUAAUCAACGAGCUACGUCCACUUACCCCUGGCUCCAACUCGAAAGGAGCUCGCUCCAACGCUCCCAAAAGCGGAUUUCGAGUGCCUCGCUGGGCCGAGCCACCUGGCAUGUCGUCUUCAAAGGGAAUCGCAGAUUGACGGCCACAUCGCGGAUUGAGGUGACUGCAAACUGGCUGCGACGCCGCCAUUACCCGUUGGGGCAACUAUUUGUUUGUGGUGUUCGUGGAAUGUGCUGCUCAUAACUUGUAUCAAUUGUUCAAACGACGAAACUAAUCGAGCGAAGGAGAUUUAAUUAAGAAGUCAACAUGGCGAUGGAAUGGAUAACUGCAAUGGACAAACGUCCUUGCGACCGGAACCUGCGUGAUGUGGAGCUAAUUUCGUGCCGCUUGCGUCGCGUGGAGCCGCUGUGUCGCCUCCCGGGAUCUGCGCUCCAGCAGUUGGCCAUGUGCGGAUUCUAUGAGGACCUGGAGAAGGGGGUGACUCUUUUUCGCGCCGGCGAGCAGGGACGCUUCUGGUAUGCAGUGCUCGGCGGAUCGCUGGAGGUGCGAUACCAUGCCCACGCCGAUGCCGAUGGCAAGAGCGCAGUUACCCUGUGCAACCUGGGCGUGGGUGCCACAUUCGGGGAGUCCGUACUGCACGACUUGCCGCGGGACAGCACCGUAGUGACGAAGACCACCUGCGAGCUGCUGCGGGUGGAGCAGCAGGACUUUCGACUCAUCUGGGAGAAAAACAAGGAGUUAAUGAAUGACAUAUUCACCAACUGCAAGUUGAAGAACGGUUUUGGACCAAGUGUACAAGCAACAGCCGCAGCCACAUCGCCCACGAAGCGACCCCUCAGCCCCGACCACCCGAACCCAGCGCUGCCCAUCACCGAGACGCCGAGUCCUGCUAUGAACCGCAUGGGCUGGGCCCUACGCACACUACUCGUCGCCGACAACUCGAGCUGUCUGAAGGAUCGCAAGGUCUCUGGCAAGCUAAUCCGCAAGUGCGCCCCCGGCACCGAGCUCGUCGACUGGCUGGUCAAUCUCUCGCCCAUCGUCCACACCCGCGCCCAGGCGGCUGGCAUGUGGCAGGCGCUCCUCGAGGAAGGAGUACUCGCACACGUCAACAAGGAGCAGCCCUUCAAGGACAAGUGCUUCCUAUACCGCUUUCGCCUCGACGAGGAGGGCGGUACGGCAGCAGCGGGCGUGCCCCAGGCGGAGGACCUCGGAGCGGCCAACGAGCACAUCCGCGAGGCGCUGAGCGCACUCUUCCAACGCGGACCGGACGCCACACUGCGUAUGAUAUUGCGCAAACCUUCGCACGAACGGACAUCGGAGGAGCUGGAGCUGGUCUUCGAGGAACUGGUCCACAUCGCCGCACUCUCCCACUUGUCGACCAGCAUAAAGCGGGAGCUCUCGUCGAUUUUCGUGUUCGAGGCUCAUGCUCAGGCGGGAACAAUAUUAUUCAAUCAAGGCGACGAAGGACGCUCCUGGUACAUCUUACUCAAGGGAUCGGUGGACGUUGUGAUACACGGCAAGGGAACAGUUGCCACUCUGAAGACUGGGGAUGAUUUCGGGAAACUGGCCUUGAUAAACGACGCACCCAGAGCUGCUACCAUCGUACUGAAGGAGAACAAUUGCCACUUGCUGCGCGUGGACAAGGAACACUUCAACCGGAUACUGCGCGAUGUGGAGGCCAACACCCUGAGAUUGCAGGAGCACGGCAAGGAUGUUUUAGUGCUCGAGCGCGUGGCUAAGCAACGUGGACAGCAUUCGGCAUUUAAAUAUACGGUGAUGUCGGGCACUCCGGCCAAGAUGCUGGAGCACCUGCUGGAGACGCGACUGGGCCAGUCCGUGGGUGGAAUGGAUCCCUUCUUGGACGACUUCCUGCUCACACACAUCGUAUUCAUGCCCGUCGUUCAGCUGGUUGAUGAAUUGGCCAAUUACUUCCACUGCGAUGCCCAUGAGGACGCCCAAACGCCCGAGGAUCGGGAGUACAUAAUCAACUUUAAGAAGCGCGUGAUCCAGUUCAUGCAAAAGUGGGUCAUGGCCGUACGCCACGCGGCCUUCGAGGAGCCCAGCGUGUGCGACUUUAUCGAGGACCUCGCCGCCGAGGUGGAGGCCGAUCCCGACCUGAACGAGGAGACCAGCAUAGUGCACAACGUGCUCACCCAGAUGGCGCGCUACCAGGAGGACCGCAACCAGAACGCCGGCCAGAAGUGGAAGCUCCCUCCCAACGGCCAGCCCAUCUGUCUCUUCAGUGGCAAUGCGACGCCUUCAAAGACGGUCAUCCGACCAGAUGAUGAUAUCAUCUUCCGCGUCUACUGCGCCGACCACACCUACUGCACCCUGCGAUUCCCCAUGCACACCACGGCGGAGCUCAUCAAAGCGUGUGCCGCCGACAAGCUGCAGCUGAACCGGGGUCCCGAAGAUCUCGUCCUCGUCGAGGUGAAGUCUAACGGGGAGCGGUCCGUGUUCAAGGACAACGAUGUCAGCAUACCCACGGGCCUGUCGCUCAACGGUCGCCUGUUCGUCUCCGUCAAGGACCACCUAGAUGCCCUGACCCAGCUGCAGGAGCAAGAGUGCCCCACCGAGGGCGUGGACAUCGACCUGGAGAUACUGAGCACCAAGGAGCUGGCCUACCACAUCACCCUGUUCGAGUGGGACCUCUUCUGGGCCGUCCAUGAAUACGAAUUGCUCUACCACACCUUCGGGCGGCAUCACUUUGGCAAGAUCACUGCCAACUUGGAUGUGUUCCUGCGCCGAUUCAACGAGGUGCAGUACUGGAUUGUCACCGAACUGGUGUCCACUCCCAGUCUGAGCAAACGCGUCGGUCUGGUCCGAAAGUUCAUCAAGCUGGCCGCAUACUGCAAGGAGUACCAGAACCUGAACGCCUUCUUCGCUGUGGUCAUGGGUCUGUCCAACAUGGCGGUGUCCAGGCUGCAACAGACAUGGGAGAAGAUUCCGUCGAAGUUUAGGAAGAUCUUCCAGGAGUUCGAGGCCUUGAUCGACCCCAGUCGCAACCACAGGGCGUACCGAGUGUUCGUGGGCAAGCUGCAGCCGCCGCUGAUUCCCUUCAUGCCGCUCCUGCUUAAGGACAUGACCUUCGCCCACGAGGGCAACAAGACCAGUCUGGACGGCCUGGUGAACUUUGAGAAGAUGCACAUGAUGGCCCAGACGAUGCGCACUAUACGUUUCUGUCGCUCCAGGAGUCUGGGACUGGAGCCGCCGUCGCCGAAGAGCGAGGGCGAGGUGAGGUCGUACAUCAGCAGCUUCCGCGUCAUCGACAACCAGCGGGUACUCACCGCCAUGUCCCAGAAGGUGGAGCCCACCAGGAAGCUCUAAGCCCAUGUAGCGCUGUCAUCCGAUUAGCCUGUAGCGCGUAUUAAGUGUCUAACCCUAGUGUGUGUUAAUCAACCGCAAUUAGCUGCACAGUUAUGAGCUUAGCCGGGUUGUUGUUGCUUUCCGAAAGCCAAUUGGGCCACGGCCACCACAGCCCGGACCAACUUUCGUCCUCAUCCGCAUCCGCAUUAGCCUAAGCUACAGUGUACUAUAUCUACGACCCGACUAGGAACUAUCUCAAUCUUCUAAUGAACGGAAACCCAAACGCAUUUUAAUGCAAACGAGAAACUUUUUGCUUUAGUACAAAACGAUGGAAAGAUGGAAAACAAUUUGAAAUUCGGGAAUUCCCCGCGGAAACCGAAACGAAUAAAAACAAAACUUGGACGUGUGUGAUACUAAACAUUUAUAGGAGGCAACAUCAAAACAAACACAACUAUACUGCAUAAUUUCCCACAAACCAUUACUCUAUAAAUCCCGCGCGAGCUGGUAGAAUAAUUUGUAAAGUUGUACAACGUAUCCGAGAGCAUGGAAUCUAUAUUUUUAUAAACCCUAAACUAAAACCAACUAUUAAACAGUCUAGUUACAGCUAGUUAUUAGCACGUAAGCUACGUAGCGGAUAAGUUACUUUAUUUAUAGUUUCCAAUCUUAUUUUCAUUUGGUAGACCUUCACCCCAUAUCCUUUUACGGCAACUCGCAAAUAAAAUACGAAACCAUUUAUUAAUAUUUAUUUACACACAGCCCUAAUUCGUUUUAUUUUGUAGAAAGUGCAUGCCUUUUUUAUGCUACGUUAGAUAAGAAAGUGCAAAUGCAAGUGCAUUCAAAUAACUAAACACUGGAGAGGGACCUUAUUAGUUGUAGUUAUGUACAUACAUAUAUAGAAAUACGAAAAAUAUUUACAUUUAUUUAUUACACGUGCAACUGUGUUUAAAAUAUGGGGAAUAUUUACCAACAUAGUCGUUCUUAGAUCUCUCAAUGAAAAUGCAAUCAACCAAUUGUUCUAACUAUUAAAGGAUUUCCCUUAGGUCCAAUAAAUUGUGCGUGUAAAAUGUAAUUAUGGAAUACGUGGUUUUGACACUACCUAUUUUUUGAACACAACUGUACAACAUAUGUAUUUAUAUCCAAGGUAUUACUAUAGUCGGUAGCAGUAGAAAACGAGGGGCAUAUUCUUGAUCCUAUGAACUAACUAUCUAUAAUCCGACCGGAUAAAGAACUAACGUCCGUCUGCGUCAACAAAAUGCCCAAGCAUCGUGAUCAUCGGCGGUUUUAAUAUUUGGUUAAGCCAACACAUUUCCUAAUCAUAAAGUAAAAUAUUUAUUAAUAUCAGUAAUUUCCGGAACUCUAUAUAAAUUACGGGGUAUGUGAAUAGUAAAUACAUUUUAUCUACUAUCCUUAGGUCGGGGACUCGACUAUAUUCUUUUUCGCCUUCAUUAGCCAACCUCAUUUAGUAAUUGUACUUGUAGUUACCAAUUUAACCCAACUCCUCUCCCAAGUAAAGGUCUCUCGAACAACGAUUUAUCACGUAAACACCAUUCCUAGAUGUAACCAAAACUUUGACCAUGAUGCGUAGAAUGUAAUUGUCGUAUUAAUUAACACUUUUCUUUACGAAAACCAAUCAAAAUCAAUCAAUAUAUUCAACUAUAAUCCAGUGGUUUCUCCUCCAAAAAUAAAACAAAGCAAAUGCAAACGAAUAUUCAAUAAAACUUUUAUAGAUAUAGCGAACCGAUUCAAACGAAACAAUAUUCUUUAGUUCAUAGUUAAUGAGAUGUAAAAAUUUCGAAUUGAUUUACAAGCAACGCAACACCAAUUUUAGUAUGGUACAGUUUGUAAGUAGAGUUGGAAAGCCAUUAAUUACUUUAUCUACACCACGUGCUACGGAAACGGGUAGAAUCUAUCAGAAUCACUCACAUAGAAUUGUGUAGGCGUUUUAAACCCGACGCAACCUUACGAUCCUCUGAGGAAAUAUUCGAAAUAAGCCAACUCUUUGGUGCUAAUGGCACAAGCAGAGUACAUUUACCUAGGAAUAUUUAUCUAGCGGAUGCAUUAAUCUAGCAUAUGGACCGUAGAAACUAUUUUAGUGUUAAGAAAUCGUUUCCCACAACGGAAACCCCUUACGUGUCAAAACCAAAAAUGUUUCUACAUUUUUAGUACCGCUACAUAUGUAGACGUAAUACCAACAAUACACCACCACUAUUGUUAUUGUUGUGCACUUUCAAUAAUACAAUUUACAUGCUAUAUAGUACAUAUAUCAAAUAUGCAAGUACUCCAAAAGGGAAAAUUUCCAAUUUCACUUGUGAUUCGAUUUGACAAUCUCAAAACCUAACUCUACGAACUUUUAAUUUCUCAAAUAUAGCCUAGGCACUUGCAUAAAUUCAACAUCAUUGGGUAACUCACUGAUGCACAAAAAAGAUAUAUUCAUGCUAUACGUAUAUACCUCCGUUACCAAGAUAUAGCUAAAGCCAAUCAGUCGUAAUCAGUCAGUAAAUGUUUGAUCCGUAACUUGUUCUAACCAAUAAAUGUUCAAAUCAGUGUUUACAUGUCUAACGCAAAACAAUCUCGAAGUUUACUUACCUACCAAAUAGCAAAGUAGAUUAAAUAGUUCGUAAUGGGGAUGACGAGACGGCUCCCAGAGCUCACAGUAAGAAGACAACACCAACAACCACUUAGAAGUAAUUAAUCCAUCGAUUAUGGUAUGUGCAGCAGAAGCAGCGAUCUUUUAGCCGUACUACCAGUUACAUAUUCUACUAACCAGAAAACCCAUACCCCGAAGUGAGAUUUGUGCAAUGCAGAGCAGAUAUUUCAAUAGCCUAAUAUACCCUAAAUGUUGAACCUAAGCGUAACAAGAUAUAUCUUUGAAUGUCUAACAUUUUGAACUCAACUAAUAUUCGAAUAAAGAUUUAUGUGUUAGCAA
Molecule: messenger RNA, 6630 nt
Organism: Drosophila simulans
Lineage: Eukaryota; Metazoa; Arthropoda; Insecta; Diptera; Drosophilidae
Gene: Epac
Product: rap guanine nucleotide exchange factor 4
Exons: 21
Coding region: 705-3725 (1006 amino acids)
Biological process (GO): positive regulation of GTPase activity; Ras protein signal transduction
Cellular component (GO): plasma membrane
Molecular function (GO): guanyl-nucleotide exchange factor activity
Source: RefSeq, a predicted model, not a curated record